UCCGCUGCGUGUUCCGGUCCUUUCGCGUGCUCUGUAGAGGAGUCGCGUGUGCCGUAAUCAUGGCUCUCUAUAACUUUAAAAAGAUUAUGGUGGUUCCCACCGCUAAGGACUUCAUAGAUUUGACUUUAUCCAAAACCCAACGAAAAACUCCCACUGUCGUACACAAACACUAUCAGAUCCACCGAAUUAGACAUUUCUAUAUGCGUAAAGUCAAGUUUACCCAGCAGAACUACCACGACCGGCUGUCUCAGAUCCUCACAGACUUCCCCAAACUGGACGACAUCCAUCCCUUCUACGCUGAUUUGAUGAAUGUCUUGUAUGAUAAAGAUCAUUAUAAACUGGCUCUGGGUCAGAUCAACAUCGCCAAGAACCUUAUUGACAAUGUUGCUAAAGAUUAUGUGCGGCUUAUGAAAUAUGGUGAUUCACUGUAUCGCUGCAAACAGCUGAAGCGGGCAGCAUUGGGUCGCAUGUGCACCAUCUUAAAAAGACAGAAACAAAGCCUGGAGUAUUUGGAACAAGUGCGGCAGCAUUUAUCCCGUUUACCCACUAUUGACCCGAACACCAGAACCCUGCUGCUGUGUGGAUACCCCAAUGUUGGAAAGUCCAGCUUCAUCAACAAGGUAACCCGUGCUGAUGUGGAGGUCCAGCCAUACGCCUUCACCACUAAAUCUUUGUUUGUGGGUCACAUGGAUUACAAAUACCUGCGCUGGCAAGUUGUUGAUACCCCUGGAAUCCUGGAUCAUCCUUUGGAGGAAAGGAAUACUAUUGAAAUGCAGGCCAUCACCGCUCUGGCUCACCUGCGCGCCGCUGUGCUUUACGUCAUGGAUCUGUCGGAGCAGUGCGGACACUCACUUUCCCAACAGUUGGAGCUGUUCAACAAUAUACGACCACUGUUUGCCAACAAGCCUCUGAUCGUGAUGGCUAAUAAGUGUGACGUGAAGAAGAUCAGCGAACUCUCUGAAGAGAAUCAGAAAAUCCUUGCAGAUCUCAACACUGAUGGGAUCACAGUGAUUGAGACGAGUUCCUUGACAGAAGAGGGAGUGAUGCAGGUGAAGACUGAGGCAUGUGAUCGGCUGUUGGCACACCGUGUGGACACAAAGAUGAAGGGUAAAAAGGUCCAUGAUGUUCUUAACAGACUCCACCUGGCAAUGCCCACCAAGAGAGAUGAAAAGGUAAGACCUCCAUUUAUUCCAGAGGGGGCACUGAUCCGCAAGAAGGCGAUGGAGACUGAUGCUCCCAAACGCAGACUGGAAAGAGACCUGGAAGUUGAGCUUGGAGAUGAUUACACAUUGGACUUACAGAAAUACUGGGAUUUGAUGAAUCCAGAAGAAAAGCAGGAUAAGAUUCCUGAAAUUUGGGAGGGACACAAUAUUGCUGACUACAUCGACCCAGAUAUCAUGAGGAGACUGGAGGAUUUGGAACGGGAAGAGGAACUGCGCGAGAAGGCCGGAGAGUACGACUCUGAUGAAGAAAGUGAGGACGAGGAGAUGAAGGAGAUUCGACAGCUGGCCAGUCAGAUUCGAGAAAAGCGGAAACUGAAGAUUCUCGCGUCCAGAGAGAAAGAUACACAGGGACCCAGAAUGCCCCGUACAGCCAAGAAGGUGGAAAGAGCAACUCUUGAGAAGGAGAUGUCUGAUCUGGGAUUGGACAUGACUCAAAAAGAUGAUAGUCACUACGCUCAGAGGUCUCGCUCUCUGGUGCGAAAAAGGAAGAGGGAAGUGUCAGCCCCACCAACAUCACGUACCCGCAGUCAGAGUGCCUCAAAACCUCCAAGGGACCAAUCAGGAGUCAGAGAUCCGAAGAUGUUGAAGAAGGUGAAGACCAUGAUGAAGAGCUCACAGAAGGAUAUGAACAAACAGGGCAGGAAGGGAGAAUCUGACCGACAUGUCUUUGACCUCAAGCCUAAACAUCUCUUUUCCGGGAAGAGGAAAUCUGGUUCCACCAGUCGCAGAUAAAUGCAGCCUUGCUCGAUCAUUACGACUCUGAUUUACACCUGAACCUAUAUCUUUAAUAAAUAUGUUAUAACCUGUACCCUUCAUUCAUUCUUUCUGAUACGGAUGGCAGCAUAUCCUGUAAAAAUGAAAGAAUGAUUAGUUAUUGACAUGGAUGGCAUCGUCCUAAGUAUCGGAUAUCAUACUGGGGAAUGAUUUUGAACAGAAAAAACUGAUCUGAGUACAGAUUUAUAAAAAAUACUGUUGUUUUGCAACUGAAGCUAAUGUAUGCAGAUGGAGUUAAAUAAACCAAAUAAUUCAACCUCAAAUUUACGUGUGACGG
This is a messenger RNA of Paramisgurnus dabryanus, 2274 nucleotides long. RefSeq names its product GTP binding protein 4 (gene gtpbp4). Gene Ontology annotation, molecular function: GTP binding. The record is from RefSeq and is a predicted model, not a curated record. NCBI's taxonomy places the organism in Eukaryota, Metazoa, Chordata, Actinopteri, Cypriniformes, Cobitidae.